Molecule: messenger RNA, 3992 nt
Organism: Cyclopterus lumpus (lumpfish)
Lineage: Eukaryota; Metazoa; Chordata; Actinopteri; Perciformes; Cyclopteridae
Gene: ttyh3a
Product: tweety family member 3a
Exons: 15
Coding region: 386-1999 (537 amino acids)
Cellular component (GO): plasma membrane
Molecular function (GO): intracellularly calcium-gated chloride channel activity; volume-sensitive chloride channel activity
Source: RefSeq, a predicted model, not a curated record
GAGUGGCGCUGUUGGGUAACUUUUUGUGGGCUGAGUGCAGGGCCGGGGCGGAGGAGACCGUCAGCCGGAUGAAUGUCGCGAACAGUCCGCCGUGUUGGCUCCAGUCUCAUCCAGGUUUCACUCGGAUGCGCUUGUCUGAUCGGUUGAAGUGGAAUAAAACUGCGAGAGAGGAGCGGAGGAAACAUUGAGUGAACGCAACAGGAUGUAGUGUUAAUCCACCGCGGAGCAGAAUGACAAGAGGAACAAAAGAGACUUCUCGUUGUUAUCCGAGUCUCAGCGGACUGAACAACUAACCGGCAGCUAAAACGUUAGCUCGCUACAUUACGGCCUCGAGCAUCCUCGCUUCUUCUCGGCGAGGAGUGGGUCCCGUUGACGUGUGCUCGCCAUGGCAGCCCUGGUGAGCUACUCUCCACCAUGGUGGGUGAAUAUUCUGCACAGGCUCCCUCAUUUCAACUUCAUGUUCGAGCAAACGAGCAGUGAUUUCCGGCCAGAGGACUGGACAUAUCAACAGUCGAUCCUGUUACUGGGAGGUGUGGCGCUUGCCUGUCUGGCCCUGGACCUCCUGUUCCUGCUCUUCUACUCCAUUUGUCUGUGCUGCCGGCGGAGCAAACGUGAGGAUCGGCCCAGCACUGACUGCUGCUGCACCGCGUGGUGCGUCAUCAUCGCAACGCUCGUCUGCAGCGCUGGCAUUGCUGUGGGUUUCUAUGGGAACGGCGAGACUUGCGAUGGAGUGAAUCGGCUGACGUAUUCCCUGCGCCAUGCUAACCGCACAAUCACUGGAGUGGAGACACUGGUGUAUGACAGCACGUCCUCACUGAACCAGACGGUAGAAAACAAUCUGCAGCAGCUUGAGGGCCAGUAUGCGCAGCACGCGGACUACCUGUCCAUCAUCCAAAAGCUGCAGGGCCAGCUAGACGAGCUGGUCCGACAGAUGGGGGAGAUCCCCUUCUGGGAGAACGCCGACGUCUCCCUGGAGGAGCUGGCCGUCGAGAUCGAGCUGUACGACUGGUACAGGUGGCUGGGCUACAUAGGCCUGCUACUGUUCGACGUCCUCAUCUGCCUCCUGGUGCUGUUUGGCCUCAUACGCAACUCCAAGGCGACGCUCAUCGGGGUGUGCUUGUUUGGUGUCGUCGCUCUGGUGAUCAGCUGGGUCUCCCUGGGGCUGGAAUUGGCUGUUUCAGCGACCUCCAGCGACUUCUGCGUUGCUCCUGACAUGUAUGUCAUCGAAGUGGCAGACCAGUACGGCGUCAUCAACCGAGAUAUCCUGCAGCACUACCUUAGUUGCAGUUUGGAACGAACAAACCCCUUCCAGCAGAAACUCUCCGGCAGCCACAAAGCAUUAGUGGAGAUGCAGGACGACGUGUCUGAACUCCUGCGCUCUGCCACCAGAGAGUAUAAACAAACCCAGGGAAGUUUAGAAGAGAUCCAGGGGGUCCUGAACACCACAGAGAUCAGUCUCCAUCAGCUCACUGCCCUGGUGGACUGUCGCAGCCUGCACAUGGACUUUGUCCAGGCCAUGACGGGACUGUGCUACGACGGACUGGAGGGCCUCAUCUACCUCGCGCUCUUCUCCUUCAUCACGGCUCUCAUGUUCAGCUCCAUCGUUUGCAGCGCGCCUCACACCUGGCACAGCAAGAGGAACGAGGAGGACAGCGAGGACGAGUCUCUGAGCCACGGGGGCAGGCAAAACCAUGACAACCUGUACCGGGUCCACAUGCCCAGCCUGUACAGCUGCGGCAGCAGCUACGGCAGCGAGACCUCCAUCCCCGCCCCCGCCCACACCGUCAGCAACGCACCUGUCACCGAGUACAUGGCGCAGAAUGCCAACUUUCAGAACUCCCGUUGUGAGAACACGCCUCUGAUAGGACGAGAGUCUCCUCCGCCCUCGUACACCUCCAGCAUGCGGGCCAAGUACCUGGCCAACAGCCCACCGGAUCCCAACGCCGCCCCCCCUCCGGCUCACCCGGCGCCGGCGGACUCUUCCCGUCCGCAGCGCUGACGUCUCCGAAGCUUCGCAUCCAGUCGGUCCGUUCUUCUUUCUCACACCUUUCAGUCACUCCUCCUCCUCCUCCUCCUCCUCCUCCUCCUCCUCCUCAGACGCCUUUUUUUUUUGCCCGUCGGUCGAAGCAAAAAUAAAAAAGUCGAUGAAUCGUACACGUUGUUUCCUCCUCGGCUUAUGUUCACGAUCGCGGGAAUCGACGUCGGUGCCGGGUCAUUCGUCCGCAUCUCUGACGUGACGGAGCCUGAACUUCCACACUCCAACUCUCUUCUUUAGGCCUCUAACAAGACUUUGCGGUGGACUCUGGAAGCGCUCGUCGACUAACACCGACGACUCCCGCUCGGUGACUUUGUUUUGUGCUGCACUCUCUGGUUGCUGCACGCCAACGUGGGAGGAGCCAACUGCCUUCCCACCUGUGAAGUGAAGUGAAGUGAAGUGAAGUGAAGCGAAGCGUCACCCCCUCAUCAGAUUCAUCUCGCAGUGCGACGGCACUACUCGCGUGCACAUUUAAAAUGCAGGUCUGCUGCGCUUUGAAUCAUCGAGUCCGAUUUUGCGUCAUUCUCCGGUUAAAGUCGGCAUACUGUAUAUAUAUCAUCUUGUUUUUGUAUUUUGUGCUCAAGCCGACGUCUGGGGCCAGUAUUGCCAGUAUUCAAUUUUUGUUGUUGUUGUUUUUUUGGGGUGCACUCCUGUGGCGUUGUUUUCAUAUCCAUUGAUGAGCCACGAUUCUGAAACUUUAUUCUGACACACACUUUUCAGAGGAUUUGAUGAGGACAAAGAAGAGCUGCAUGAUUGAAAUGCAGCUGUUUGGCAAGAAGAGUCUCAGCAGGAUGACGACCCCCCCCCCCCAAAAAGAGAAGCUAAUGCGCGUGACAAAGACCAGAAGUUUGUAUACAACUGGAAGAACUUUUUUUUCUUCCUGCCCUUUGAAGCCGACGGUGAGCCAGAGGACAGUAGAGUGUCUUCUCCAACAUUACUCCAGACUGCUUGUUAUUCUCUCCAUGUUCCUGUUGAGUUGUAAAGCCUCAUCUCCCUGAACAGAACUGGGGAUUGUCCACACACACGCACACGCACACACACACACACACACACACACAUCCUUGACUGCAGCAGCCUAGAGCCAGAAACUCUUCUCACAAGAAUCUUAAUGCCGGUUUAUGUGACGGUUUGCAUACGGGGAGGGGUUGCGCAACGCGGCGUCCCACAAAUGUGUUUUAGCAUUUCUAACUCGGUAGAUGAGAGCGAGCGGAUGCUGUGAAGGGAUUAUUGAUAACUGCUGACUUCCUGUUGAAACGUGAAGCUCCUCCCGACUGUGUUCCGCUUGCUUCUCUUAGAUGUGCUUCGUGACCAGUACCAGGAAGUGGGUUUUUUUAUUAGACGGUGCCAACAAAUGAAGCGCAACUCUUUUACUCUCUGAAUAUCUUUUUAAAUGUCUUAAACUUGAGGCCACUUUGUAAAGUCGACAGCUCCCGGCUGCCCCGUGUACCGAAAUGAGGAAAAAAAUGACUUCUUCCAACUCAUUUGUGCUCUUUGAAACAUUCUGACACGGGUGCAAUCUUUGUGUUUUUCGGGUAGUCGUCACAUUCUCGUUGUUGUUUGUAAUACGAGGCGAUUGUACAGAUUAUAAACAUUUUACAAAUGGGAGAAAAAAGUGGCUGAAAUUGACAUUUCAUUUUCAAUUCCUUAAAAAACCUUAUUCCACGCUUUUUUUAAAAUAUAUAUUUCUUUUAUUUGAUUUGCUUUUUACUUUCUUUUUUUUCUUUUUUUUUUUUAGAAUCUCUUGCAAGCACAGUGUGUUGCUUCAUUAAUGUGAAUAUGGAAAAUAGAUUUUAAUUUCCUUUGAGUUUUUUUUUCUGGAAAAGAAAAUCACUAGAUUUCAUUUAGUUUUUUCUGUUUUAUACAUAAUUUUUUGCAAUCUCUGAAAUGUGUACAUGUAAAACCUGUGGUUAUAUUGAGCUUGAAUGCCGUGUUUUGAAAUAAACCAACCUUAACUGUA